Molecule: messenger RNA, 152 nt
Organism: Dentiscutata heterogama
Lineage: Eukaryota; Fungi; Glomeromycota; Glomeromycetes; Diversisporales; Gigasporaceae
Source: the annotation of a GenBank genome assembly
AUGUGGGGUGUACACAGCCGCCUGAGAACAGUGUGGCGUGUAAUACAGCCCUUCACUCUUUUACGUCAGGAAGCAGUUGCCAAGCCUACCCUCCAAGACCCACAAGAUGUUCCUGAGCAUCUUUCUUACACCUGCACCUAUGAACAUACAAC